Daucus carota subsp. sativus is the source of this 1944-nucleotide messenger RNA. Its product is annotated as heat shock factor protein HSF8-like. The record is from RefSeq and is a predicted model, not a curated record. NCBI's taxonomy places the organism in Eukaryota, Viridiplantae, Streptophyta, Magnoliopsida, Apiales, Apiaceae. Gene Ontology annotation, molecular function: DNA-binding transcription factor activity; RNA polymerase II cis-regulatory region sequence-specific DNA binding. Bases 133 to 1599 code for a protein of 488 amino acids. Gene Ontology annotation, biological process: cellular response to heat; regulation of transcription by RNA polymerase II. The transcript has 2 exons. Gene Ontology annotation, cellular component: nucleus.
AAGGAAAAGAAAAGGGUGAGCCAUAACUGAAGUGAUGAUAUUUAGCGAAAACACAAUCCGUGACUCGCCGACCGACCACUCCUAAAUUCCCAGACUUGACUCAAUCAUACCCGCCCCUUCAAUUCCGGCGAUAUGGGCGCCAGUGACGCGGCCGAAUCGGUAUCGGUGCCAUCUCCAUUGCUGAACACGCAGGGUCCGCCUCCGUUUCUUGCCAAAACAUACGAUAUGGUCGAUGAUCCUUCUACUGACGCUAUUGUGUCCUGGGGUCCCACUAACAAUAGCUUCGUCGUCUGGGACCCACCUGAGUUCUCCAGACAGCUUCUUCCCAACUACUUCAAACACAAUAAUUUUAACAGCUUCGUUCGACAAUUGAAUACUUAUGGGUUCAGGAAGGUUGAUCCUGACCGAUGGGAGUUCGCAAAUGAGGGUUUCUUAAGAGGCCAAAGGCAUUUGCUUAAAAGCAUUGUACGUCGUAAACCGGCUCAUGCGCAAAAUAAACAGCCUCAGCAGCCACAUGGACAGAGCUCAACAGUUGGGGCGUGUGUUGAAGUUGGUAAAUUUGGCCUUGAGGAAGAGGUUGAGAGGCUGAAGAGGGACAAGAAUGUGCUUAUGCAGGAGCUUGUCAGGUUGAGGCAGCAGCAGCAGACAACUGAUACACAUCUACAAACAAUGGUACAACGCCUUCAUGGAAUGGAACAAAGGCAACAACAAAUGAUGUCAUUCCUGUCAAAGGCUGUGAAUAGCCCUGGAUUUUUGGCACAGUUUGUACAGCAACAAAAUGAGAGCAGCAGGCUCAUAACUGAAGGCAAGAAAAAAAGGAGACUUAAACCAGAUGUUGUUCCAGAUGAUCAUCCAGUCACUCCUGCUGAUGGGCAGAUUGUCAAAUACCAGCCUUUUAUGAAUGAUGGUUCAACUGCGAUGUUCAGUCGUAUGAUGUUGGAUGCAUCUCCUCAGUUGGAAACCUUGACAGGUAAUACCAAUAGUAUUCAUUUUGGUGAUGUAACAUCGUCAUGCAAGGCAUUAGAUCAUGGAAGUGCUCCCCUUUGUACGUCUGGAGGGACACCGACUUCAGGGAUAUCAGAUUUGCCAUUAGUGACAGGUGUUACAGCUGUUGGCCCUUCGGAAGAGAUUCAGUCUUUACCGGUAGGUGUCACUUCUGAUGCAGUGAAAAUGACUCCAUUUCCGGAUAUAACCCCCCUAGUUGGUUCGCAGGAGUUGCCGGCCGUCAAUCUUUCUCUGAAAAACAUGCUUAUGCAUGAGCCUCGCUUACAAGUGGCUCGAGAAGCCAAUGUUGAUAACAGCAUAUUUCUGAAUCCAACCUCAUCAACUAUGGAUGAGAACAUGUUCCUAGAUAUUGAUAGUUUCAAUUCUGAUUCUGAUGUCAUGUGGGACAGCUCUUUGAUUGAUGAGAUACUAAAAUUAACUGAUCCUUCAGGGGGGCAGUUUUCCCUAUCGAGUCCAUUAGCUACAAAUGCCACACAGAUCGAAUCAACUCCACCAGCUGCAUCACAACCCUCGGAAAAUGGGGAAUCAAAGCUUCAGAUGCAAGAUCUUACUGAACAGAUGGAGCUUCUGUCAUCAAAUGCAAAAAAGGUCUGAUUUAUUUUGCCUAGAACUUAAAUCGUACAUGUGUGAAUUAUAUGAGGCUACACCAAUGAUGAUAUGGCAGGGCCAGACUAUACUAAUGUGUACACUGUGGUCAUUGCACUCACAAGAAAAUAGUGGUAUUAGCCAAUUUAGUUUUAGAGUUUGGUGACAAUUCUCGACCUCGGUUACUUUUUUUAAGCUGACACCAAGUACCAUAAAGCUCAUUAAAAUUUGGGUUUUUUGGGUUGUAUUGUACAUUGUGUGAGUAACUGUUUUUGCCCUAUGAUUUCAUGUUUCUGACAUAAGAGUGAGAAAGCUUGCUAUAAUAUUUGCCACAGAAAGGGCUGUUUUGCCGCU